AUGGAUGAACCCCCCAAACCGCUCUUUGGCUCGAGGUCCGGACGAAGACCUUUCCGACAGUCUGGCUUGCGCAACAGCUUGAAUCAUACCGACGAUCGUGGACCUGGUGGAGGUGAUGGCGGUGCUGGGGCUGCGGACGACGGCGGUGCGCCAGUGGUUAUUCGACCGAGCGUUGGCCGGUCAGCCUCGUUGAAGCACAAGAAAAAGACUACCAGGUCAAGGCUCUCCUUUGGCAUUGACGCUGCCGACUCAGAAGAUGCCGACGCCGACGAAGUCAGCACCCCACAGAAGGGGCCAUUAGGUCAAAGGGCAGCGGAGAAGAGCGCGGCAAAGCGCGGCAUGUAUCUUCGGGGGCUCCCUUCUCGGCUGUUCCAAGACGACGACGAGAAGCCAAAAUACAGCAAAGAGUACCUGCAUGAACUACAAUCUUCGACACCGAGUACGCCGCGCGACAUCUCGACCUUGCACAUAGACGAUACCGACGAGAUGGAACUGGACGCCUCAGAACUCGAGGGCGCCCUCAUCGUCGACUCGCCCGCCGCGGCGACCGUGGAGUCCGGCACUCGAAUAUUAUCCGAGGCCGAAAUACGCGCGAAAAAAGAGCGGCGAGCAAGGAUGGCCAAGGAAAAGGAUUUCCUCUCAGUUGAGGACGACGACGAUCUUGGGCAUAAGAAGAAGGACGAUACCCGGCUGCUGGCGGAGGACGAGGACCUUGGAGAGGGAUUCGACGACUUUGUCGAAGAUGGCGGCUUAUCGCUGGGGAGGCGGGCGCAAAGAUCACGGCGGAAGCAGGAGCGCCAACAGAUGGCAGACCUCAUCUCUGCCGCCGAGGGACACAGCUCAGACGCUUCAUCGGACAGUGAUGCCGAGAGGCGAAUCGCCUACGAGGCCGCGCAAACCAAGGCGGGCAUGGACGGCCUGAAAAAGCCCAAGAAGAAGGCUGUCGAAGGGCUUCUGCAAGUGCCGCCAAAGAUUACACCACUCCCGGGCCUCGCGGAAUGCCUAGCCCGGCUGCAGGCCACUCUCAAGACGAUGGAAAGCGACAUCAAUUCCAAGCAUGCGAGGGUGGAGCAGCUGAGGCGCGAAAAGGAGGAUAUUGCGAAGAGAGAAGGCCAAGUGCAAGCUCUGCUGGAUGAGACGGGGAGGAAAUACCAGGAGGCCAUGGGCAAGGGCAAAAGCGAAGGUCUCAAGAUCAAUGGAGAUGGACAAAGUGCCGAAUUGGUGGGCGAACGGGGCUUGGAAAGCCUGGGAACAACGCCUGGGCGGCCAAAUGCGGAUGGCGAGGCGGAGGACGUCGAGAUGGAUGAAACUCAAGGCAUAUAG
Molecule: messenger RNA, 1323 nt
Organism: Hirsutella rhossiliensis
Lineage: Eukaryota; Fungi; Ascomycota; Sordariomycetes; Hypocreales; Ophiocordycipitaceae
Product: nineteen complex-related protein 2 domain-containing protein
Exons: 2
Coding region: 1-1323 (440 amino acids)
Biological process (GO): spliceosomal complex disassembly
Cellular component (GO): U2-type post-mRNA release spliceosomal complex
Source: RefSeq, a predicted model, not a curated record